AUGAAAUUGGCAAAGUCGGAUGUUACUAAAAUAAUGAACCAAGGUUCUCCGAUGAUUGCCAGAAUGUCUUUAAAACGAACUGCUAUCGUUGAAAUAGUUCGAGCCGACUCUCCGUCCUCACUAUUCGUAAGACCCAUAAACCAUAUAUCCGAAAAUCUGGUGUAUAAAGAACCAAUAAAUUUAACCCCUCUCGUGCAUAUACAAGAACGAGAUUUUGCUUUGGCUCCAAUUCGAAAUCGAGAAUUUGGCAGAUGUUUGAUCCUAAAAUACUUCCCUCUUCGAAAUUGCGCAAAAGUGUUUUUCAUUGAUUUUGCAAAAACAUGUUAUGUUAAUGUGUCCUGUUUGUGUAAAAUCGAUGACGAGCAAUGUUUCUAUCCUUGGCAAAUAAUGCAUGUUUCAUUAGGACGCCUCUCGCCGCUUUCGGAAAAUGGGUAUACAACAGAAAAUUGCGAGCGAUUUCGAGAAAUUUUAAGCAAUUUUGAUUUGUUUGAAAUCGCAGCUUGUGAAUAUGAUAUGGAUUCUUCAACUGAUAGAGGAACACUUAUCGUUAAUUUGCGCGGGCUUACUGAUGUUGAUACAAUUGAGACAACUUCAGUGUGCAUUGAAAAUAUUCUGGCAGCAAUGUGUUCUGAUGUUUCAGUCACAGUGUUUCCCGGGAAUAUAUUUCAGAAUCCGGAAAUCGAUAAUUCUGAUUCAAUAGAGGAUAUCGUGAUUGACGAAUUUGGGGAAAAGUUUCCAGAAGAUUGGAAAAGUGAACUUCAAACUAAUAAUGAUGAUGAUGAAGAAUGGAAGAUCGGAAACUCGAUAGAAUUUUAUAAUCGAGAAAUUAUUGAAUCGCUACGAGACCCAGAAACAGGCUAUAUCGUCGGUUUUGUAGACGCACUUACAAUUGUUUCUCCAUAUGAAUUUUAUAUUCGGCCAGUUCGAAAACCUGAAACCUAUAAUGAAGACGAAAAUUGGCUGCUUGAAAGUAUGAACGAGCUCGUAGAAUAUUCGCAACAACUCGACAGUUUCUAUAGACAAGUUGAAAAUCAAAAACCUUACAGUUUGAACGAAAUGACAGAGUUUUUAAAAAAUGGCCGGCUUUUCGGAAUGUGUCUGAUGCCAAGCGCCAGACCAAAUAUGAAAGGAUUUUGGAGACGAGUUGAGAUAUUAGAAGUUGGCAAUGAAUUAGCAUCGUUGAGAAACAUUGAUUACGGUGGAUCCUGUAAUGUCAAAAUUCGGAAUUUGCAUAGAAUUCAUAAAAGCCAUUGCUCACAACUUCCAUUCUCUCUAAAGUGUAAGAUUACAUCAAUAUCGGAGUUAGAAUUCUAUCAUGAAAUGGAAACACGAUAUUAUCCGGAACAAGUAUUUUGGUGUGUUGAAAAUCGGAAAGUCUUCGAGAAACUGAUUCCAUCCGACGUCCCAAUCGAAAUUGGACCGACUUUUGAAAUUCGUUCACUAAAUGAAUUAUUUGCGCCGGAUUUGCGACUGAUGGGCUCGCACAUCUCGAUUAUUGAAAAUUUUGUGGAACAGGGACAAGAUUUUCCAUCGGCAGCGUAUUCUUCUGCGCAAGACAAAUGGCUUGGCAGAGAUCACUUAAUUACUCCAACCAUUUUGAAAGCUUUCGGCAAUUCAAUAAAUGGAAAAUCCGUUUUAGAUGUCGGCUGCGGAAACGGUCAUUAUUCGAGAGAUAUGAUCAAAUGGGGUGCUGCUAGAGUAGUAGGAAUUGACAAUUCAGAAGAAAUGAUUGCGUUAUGCCGAUCUAAAGAUACAUCUGAUAAUCGAGUUCGAUAUGAAUUAGCAGAUAUUUCAAACUUUUGCAUCAACUCACAGUUUGACAUCGCUACCGCUUUCUUUGUGCUCCAAUUUUUGCACGAUAAGGAAAAACUGAAAAAGGGAGGUGUUCUGUACGGUCUCGUGCCAAACGGAAUUGCCGAAAUUCGACCAACGCCGCUUAUGGGCCAAAAAUUGGGAGCAUCUCUUGAGAAAGAUCCUCAAUCGCCAUUCAUCGACGGUGAACUUGUAAAAGUUAAUUUCUACGAAAAUAAUGUGGUAUGUGGAAAUGCUAUAAUUGCCCUUCAUUCAAGACAAUUCUACGAGCAAAGCUUCAAAGAAGCUGGAUUUUCAAAAGUAGAAUGGAUUGAGCCUCAUUUCACAAAUCAUGCAAUUGAGGUAUUGGGAAAAGAAUUUUGUGAUAUGUAUCUCAAUCCACCGUGCGAUAUUAUGUUUAAAUGUACUUUGUACUCGGAAAUGCGCGUUUUCCUUCUCCUGGCAUGCGUUGCCGGAACAUCAUUCUCUUGGAGCUUCCUUGAUAAUAUAUCCAGAAGAAAUAACAACAACGAUGAUAACAUAGCAGUAGAUGCUUCUGCUCCUGCAGUUCAGGCUCCAAACUUCUGGAAUAGCUGGCAGAACAGCUCGUUAGUGCAAGGUGGAAUUAACCUUUACCAUCAAGCCAAAAAUGGAACACUUGAGACGCCAGACUUUGUCCAACACAUUGCUAAUUCGUCAUUCGGACAGGCUGUUCAAAAUGGAAUCAAUCAUUUCACAAAUGGAAACAACAGCCAAGAAUUGUUGUCGCAGGUUCAACAACAGUAUCUCCAAUCGGUGCCAUUCUUGGCCAACGCUUCGCCAGAGGCGAUCCAAGAAUUCUUGGCGAUGGCUCCUUUGGCGCUGAACACCACCAUUGCCGAUUUCGAGGUUAUGACGCAAGAAUGGGCGACCAAAUACAAUUUGACUGAAUACUUGAAUGAGUUCAACAAUCACACAAAACAUACUGUCGAGGAAGCCGAGGAGAAAGCUAGAAUUGCCAUCAGUGCUCUCCCAUCUGUUCUUGAUAACAUCAAGGCAAUCGUCAACAAUAAGAAUCAGACGGUUAUCGAAAUGCACACCGCCGUCACAAACUACGUGGAAUCCUUGGACAGUCUCACUCAAGAUCUUGUCGAAAUCUUCUUCCAAGUACUUCUUCCACCAGAGUUAAGAAGACCAAAAUGUGGUGGAAGCUUCUUUGGAAAUAUGAUGCAGCAAGCGUCUAGCUUCAUUUCGGGAUCAAACUCAGAAGAAGUAGCCAACGGCAUUGCCAAUAUGCCAAUCAUUCGUCACUUCCUUCAGAGUAACAACAUGACGGAUGAUGAAGUCAAUUCGUUCUCAGCUCAAGCUCAAAACUUCCUCUCAGUGUUGCAAGGGAAUGGAGCUCAAAUCCAAGGAUCCCGCCAAACGAUGCAAGCCGAAGUUUUGCCGGCGUACGAAGAAAUUGAAGAAGAGACAGUAACCAAGAAGAACAAGAAGAAGAACAAGAAGAAGAACAAGAAGAACAAGAAGAAUAAGAAUAAGAAGAAUAAGAAGACGACGCCAAUUCCAGACUAUGAGGAUGAGGACGAAUAA
Caenorhabditis bovis is the source of this 3363-nucleotide messenger RNA. The record is from the annotation of a GenBank genome assembly. NCBI's taxonomy places the organism in Eukaryota, Metazoa, Nematoda, Chromadorea, Rhabditida, Rhabditidae.